Molecule: messenger RNA, 571 nt
Organism: Xylaria bambusicola
Lineage: Eukaryota; Fungi; Ascomycota; Sordariomycetes; Xylariales; Xylariaceae
Exons: 2
Coding region: 124-492 (122 amino acids)
Source: RefSeq, a predicted model, not a curated record
AAUCAUCUUCUCCUGUUUCCAUCAGGGCGAACAGCCGAACCACAGAAGAGGAUAAAGGCGAGGGAUUACGAGAGUAAAGAAACGAGAACGGAUUACGAACAAGAAAAUAAAAGAGGUCCGAAAAUGGAGUAUCGAACCAAGGAACCCGAGAACCAGUCUAUGCCCCAGCGCUUCGGCCGUUGGCUCUCUCUGAAGCAGUACCAGAUUGAAGUCACUUUUGGUGUAUAUAUGUUUACGCCCACUGAGAAGUUCAUAUUCUGGUCCAUCGUAUUCUUACUCUCCGCUAUGGGCUCCAUCGCCACUAUCCUCUACCUGCCGCAGCACAUCGUCUUCAUCAUCAACCGCGCCUGGUUCUACGUCAACGGCGGCGAGGGCAGCGGCGGUCUCGGUUCGCCUAGUGUCGUUGCCGCCGCCAAAAGCGCCCUCUCGCUGUCACUCGACAACACGGACUCAGUUACCUCCACUGCUACGGAAAUUGUCCGCGAAUUAUGAUGAUAAUGAGUAACUAGUGAUUGACGGAUAUUGCCCUUAGGGCGCCUGCCUCUCGCCCCUUCAUAGACAGGAGAGAGGC